ACCACAGACAAAUGGAGGUCGACUGAUAUCCCCUGGAUGAAAUGGCUAAGCCCCUCGCGGCAUCUGUUUCCUCCACCCUCUCCGGUUUGUCCCUCCCUCCCGCGAAGCUCUGUCGUGGCGUCCCACCACAGCGAGUUGAAACGAUUUCAGCACCGGGACAGAUCCUGCCCUGGCUAAUGGCAACAUGGCGACAGAGUUCCACAACCUGCAGGAGCUCCGCCACAGCGCUUCCUUGGCCACCAAAGUCUUCAUCCAGAGGGACUACAGCGAGGGAACCAUCUGCAAGUUCCAGACCAAGUUCCCCUCUGAGCUGGACAGCCGGAUUGAGCGGACUCUCUUUGAAGACACGGUGAAGACGCUCAACACCUUCUACGCUGAGGCGGAGAAGAUCGGGGGCCAGUCGUACCUGGAGGGCUGCCUGGCCUGUGCCACAGCCUACAUCAUCUUCCUCUGCAUGGAGACGCGCUACGAAAAGGUGCUGAAGAAGAUCUCCAAAUACAUUCAGGAGCAGAACGAAAAGAUCUACGCGCCCCGAGGCCUGCUCAUCACCGACCCCAUCGAGAGGGGCAUGAGGGUGAUUGAGAUCUCCAUCUUUGAGGACCGGGGCUCCAGCGGCUCCAGCUCCAGCAGCAGCUCCACCUCCAGCAGCAGCGGCCGGUGACUGGAGGAGCAGCACCAGGGGUACGGGUACCGGGGGGCCGAUGGGCUCUCCAAAAUCCGCAUGCUGAAACAUGAGAGCACCCGAUUCUGAACAGAGUGGGGGGGGGAGACACCCUCCUUACAGUGCCAACAACCAUCCAUUUAGCCAGGAGCUGGCUCACACACACACAUACACACACACACACACACACACACAC
This is a messenger RNA of Megalops cyprinoides (Indo-Pacific tarpon), 857 nucleotides long. RefSeq names its product golgin A7 family, member Bb (gene golga7bb). Gene Ontology annotation, cellular component: palmitoyltransferase complex. The record is from RefSeq and is a predicted model, not a curated record. Gene Ontology annotation, biological process: protein targeting to membrane; peptidyl-L-cysteine S-palmitoylation. Bases 185 to 661 code for a protein of 158 amino acids. NCBI's taxonomy places the organism in Eukaryota, Metazoa, Chordata, Actinopteri, Elopiformes, Megalopidae. The transcript has 5 exons.